AUGGCCGAGCUGGAGCACCAGCAAGCUCGCCGAUUUUCGGCUGAUAACCAAAUCAUUUCGAAGGCCGAAAUUCCAUUGAAGGAACGAUUCUUCCGCUACUUCCAGCAUGAAAUCACCGCUCUGCAGCAGCAGAUGGAUCGGCUUGCCGAUACAUCGCUCGUGGGUGGUGAGCGAGCUGAUGCUACUGAUCACUGCCUUGCCGGAAUUGUGCGGCUAUCCAAUGAAGUCAAAGAUGCAGCCAGCUACAUCCCGACCUAUGAUCAGAGAGUCUAUGCUGAGGCGAUCAAGGCCUUACAGGAGAAAUUGAACGAAACCAGAGCGGCAUUCGAGCCCCGAGCCAAGUUCAGUUUCAAGACCAAGAAGAACGCUUCAGCAAUCUCUCUAUCUGACGCUGCGGCACUCGCUGCGGAAGGCCGUCGCAGUAUCCCUGGCUACCGCUCGCCUGGUGCUUCAUCAGUCAGUUCUUCGGCCAACAAUACUCCGAACUAUCCAUCAACCCCGUUGAAUGAGCCGGAUAAGCAGCAUCAAGAGCGGCCGGAGAUUGCACCAACUUCUUUCCCCACCACUUCUGAUAGAGACAUGGAGUCGAAGGCCCCAGCUCAGGGAAAGGCAUCUCACGCUUUCGCGGCCCAGGGAAUUUCCAACGUUUCCGUCGACGAUCACUAUGGUCUUCACAUUAUGCUGCCCGCCUCCGGCUCUACUUCCACAGUCCCUGCCUCAAUCACCUCUCUACGACACUGUGUUGUGGACAUGUCCAUUCCGACCGCGGAUGGCAAGCCCUAUGCUAGCUUGACGGUGAAGAAUAUCGAGGAAAGCUUGUUGAUCUGUGGACAAGUCAAUGGACCAGCACAUAUUACUGGACUGGAUCACAGUGUUAUUGUCGUCUCGUGCCGACAAUUCCGUAUGCACAGCUGCAAAGAUGUCGACGUCUACCUGAGCUGCUCGAGUAAUCCCAUCAUUGAGGAUUGCUCCAAUAUCCGGUUCACCCGGAUACCUAAGGCUUAUGCCUUGGACCAUGAUCGCCUUGACCACGAAGAUCGAUGGAGUCAGGUGGAGGAUUUCAAAUGGAUCAAACCAGAACCUAGCCCAAAUUGGAGUCUCUUGGAUGCAAGCGACGCGGUUCCCGAGGAAGUCUGGGCGGAAAUUGUUCCCGGCGGGCCGGGCUGGUCUCUCGAUGAUAUUUUGCAUGCCAUCAAGCUGGUGAAAGGAUGA
Penicillium daleae is the source of this 1212-nucleotide messenger RNA. RefSeq names its product putative tubulin-specific chaperone c. Gene Ontology annotation, biological process: tubulin complex assembly; post-chaperonin tubulin folding pathway. Gene Ontology annotation, cellular component: cytoplasm. The coding region runs from base 1 to 1212 and encodes 403 amino acids. Lineage: Eukaryota; Fungi; Ascomycota; Eurotiomycetes; Eurotiales; Aspergillaceae. The transcript has 4 exons. The record is from RefSeq and is a predicted model, not a curated record.